AUGAUUGUACCAAAAGUAUCACCGAUCUGUGUUCAAGCUCCAGCUGAGAAAGGUCUUCAAGGGUUUGCUAUUGAUUUUCUCAUGGGUGGUGUCUCUGCUGCUGUGUCAAAAACAGCUGCUGCACCCAUUGAACGUGUGAAGCUUUUGAUCCAGAAUCAGGAUGAGAUGCUUAAGUCUGGUAGGUUGGAGAAGCCAUACAAAGGUAUCGGUGAAUGUUUUAGCAGAACCAUUAAGGAAGAAGGUUUUGGAUCUUUGUGGAGAGGAAACACUGCUAAUGUCAUUCGUUAUUUCCCAACCCAGGCUUUGAACUUUGCUUUUAAGGAUUACUUCAAGAGGUUGUUCAACUUCAAGAAGGACCGUGAUGGUUACUGGAAAUGGUUUGCUGGAAACUUGGGAUCUGGUGGUGCCGCUGGUGCCUCCUCCCUACUUUUUGUCUACUCUCUUGAUUACGCGAGAACCCGUUUGGCUAAUGAUGCCAAGGCUGCAAAGAAGGGAGGUGAAAGGCAAUUCAAUGGUCUUGUUGAUGUGUACAAGAAGACACUUGCAUCUGAUGGAGUUGCUGGACUUUACCGUGGAUUCAACAUUUCAUGUGUUGGAAUCAUUGUUUACCGUGGUCUUUACUUUGGAUUGUAUGAUUCCUUGAAGCCAGUUGUCCUCACUGGCAAGAUGCAGGAUAGUUUCUUUGCUAGUUUUGCUCUUGGUUGGGUGAUCACAAAUGGUGCUGGUCUGGCAUCAUACCCAAUCGACACAGUGAGAAGACGUAUGAUGAUGACAUCUGGUGAAGCUGUUAAGUACAAGAGCUCAUACGACGCCUUCUCCCAGAUCUUGAAAAACGAAGGUGCCAAGUCACUGUUCAAGGGAGCUGGAGCCAACAUCCUUCGUGCUAUUGCUGGUGCUGGUGUCCUUUCCGGAUACGACAAAUUGCAGCUUAUCGUUUUCGGCAAGAAGUACGGAUCAGGCGGCGGCUAA
Lactuca virosa is the source of this 969-nucleotide messenger RNA. NCBI's taxonomy places the organism in Eukaryota, Viridiplantae, Streptophyta, Magnoliopsida, Asterales, Asteraceae. The record is from the annotation of a GenBank genome assembly.